This is a messenger RNA of Trichoplax adhaerens, 861 nucleotides long. RefSeq lists its product as uncharacterized. The record is from RefSeq and is a predicted model, not a curated record. Lineage: Eukaryota; Metazoa; Placozoa; Uniplacotomia; Trichoplacea; Trichoplacidae. The coding region runs from base 1 to 861 and encodes 286 amino acids. The transcript has 12 exons.
AUGAUACGUCGAUAUUACAUCAUUGUCUACCUUAUGAUUAUUUCGUUAUGCCUGUCAAGUAGCCAGGAUAACUUUUUUAACCAGUUUGCUAAUCAAGCUUUUCAAUUUGCCUAUAAAUCAUGGAAUAAUCAAAAUUAUCGUGAAGUCAGGCAUCUAAAUAAUAUUGAUAAACCAUCGUAUGUACUAGCAACCCCAGGUGGAAGUUUAUACAUUUCAAGCUUCAUGAAAAAUGAAGUUUAUUGGAUACCUAAUAUUUAUAAAUCUCAGAGUCAAGCUGUUACACUGAUUCAUGGUUCCGGUUUAGAUGGUCCAUGGGGAAUGGUAUUGGAUAAUAAGAUAUUAUAUGUAGCAAGCUUUGCAACUGACGAAAUUCGGAAGUAUAAUUCUACGACUGGGGAAUUUAUAAAUUCCUUUGGCGGUGAACAAUAUUUGGAUUGUCCAGAGGGAAUCGUAUUAGGAUCUAACAGAACUCUCUAUGUUGCCAGUUUUCUGAACGAUAAAGUAGUAAAAUUUAAUUUGGAAGGUGAUUUCUUAGGAGUGGUAGCGGAUGGGAGUAGCGGUUUGAAAGGACCAGAAGGCGUUUUGUUGAUGAAAGAUGGAAGCCUAUUAGUUACCAGUCAUUAUAGCGAUAAUAUCCUCAAAUUUAAUUCUCAAACUGGCAAAUUCUUGGGUGAAUUUGGUAAAGUUGAUAGGCCUGUAGGACUCGCUCUUGGUUAUGAUGGCUUUGUCUAUGUAACAAGUUAUUCCACGGAUAGCAUCGUAAUUUUGGAUAGCAGCGUUUUGCCAGUAGCCGAAUUAUAUACUGUUCCAGCUAUGGGAAUGAUCGAGUCUUAUCAAUCAAUAUCUCAUCAAGCGCUGUAA